Somion occarium is the source of this 3164-nucleotide messenger RNA. The record is from the annotation of a GenBank genome assembly. NCBI's taxonomy places the organism in Eukaryota, Fungi, Basidiomycota, Agaricomycetes, Polyporales, Cerrenaceae.
GAGUAUCGGUUCGUGCGCGCCUCGAUCGUUAAGCAAGUACAGUGCACAACUCAAUUGUGGGGAAGCUGAACCUAAGUCCUGAACCACUACUUCGGUAUACUAUGAUAUUUUGCUGAUAUCCAGCUUCGCAUCAAUACCACCCAGACCACAGACCACCAGAACUAGCACAAUAACAACAGCACGCCCAUUUAGCUACUGACAUUUCACUAUGUCAGUACCACCAACACCAAGCAGACUAGCACGACCAGUUCCGUUCACUCCCAAACGGCCCCUCUCGUCAGCUUCAAUCGACGAUUCGACGCGCCUCUCACGGGCAACGACGCCAAGUGCACUCAACAGUACCAAGAAGUUCAAAGCCUCCAUUUCAAGCGAGUCCAGGACGCGUCUCAAUACGACUAACAUCAACAAACUGAAGACAUCUAGUCCUUCGUCGCCGAAGAAAUCUGUUUUCGAUGGGGUGAGGCCGAAGACACCUAGCACGCCCAAGAGAGAUCCUAGUCCAAUGGAUGGUCCUAUGUAUAGCGAGAUGGAUGUUAGUAGAAUUGACCCUGAAGAAGCCUUAGUCGACUUUGAGACUGUCGAACCUGGGGAUAUAUCAGGCGAGAUUGACGAGUCUCUGUUGAAGGAUUACGGGGCCGAGGAUAAGGUGCUCGUUUCAAUUAGGAUACGACCGGGUGAUGCUCCAUCAGUCUGGCAGCGCACUCACAAGAAUAUCAAACUUGACCCGCAAUGCGGAAAGUCGCCUCAAGAAUUUAUGUUCGAUGAGAUCCUCACCGGAUCAGAGAACAAACCGGUGUAUAACGCUGUUGCGCGCAGUCAUGUCUGUGCCGCUAUGGAAGGCUACAACGCCGUCAUCUUUGCCUAUGGUCAAACCGCUAGUGGCAAGACGUUUACGUUGAGCGGAGAUGAAGACCAACUCGGCAUUAUACCCCGGGCUAUGAAAGAUAUUUUCGCUUACAUCCGACGCACUCCAAAUAGAGAAUACCUCCUGCGUUGCUCCUACCUAGAGAUCUACAAUGAAAACAUCCAUGAUCUCCUUGCUCCUCACUCAACAAGUACAACUCAGCCAGUUCAAAUCCACGGAACAGGUCCCAAUGUCGUCCUCACGCCCCUCCGAGAGGAAGUCGUCACUAGCUUGAAGAGUGUACGAGAGGUCCUUGAUCGGGGUGAAGGUAAUCGCAGGACGGCCACUACGGAUUGGAACGAGAGGAGUUCGCGGAGCCAUAGUGUAUUUAGAGUUGUUAUUGAGAGUAGGGAGAGGGGUUCUGGAGGGAGUAGUCCGGACGGAAGGGCGACACCAAGUGGAAGGCAGACACCUGGGUUUAGGCCGCCUACGCCUGGCGGGUCCAGGCUUCAAGCUAGAGGUGGACGGAGUGUGCAAACGUCUGUACUGAGCUUGAUAGAUUUGGCUGGUUCCGAGAAAGCCACUUCCGACAAAGACAGGACACGUGAAGGCAAGUACAUCAACACCAGUCUCUUGACACUCGGAUCUGUGAUCGCAACUUUGGGUGAGAACUCUGCAAAGAACAAGAAUGACCAUGUACCCUUCCGGAACUCUAAACUCACGCGCAUGUUGCAACCCUCCCUGUCCGGUGACGCCCGAAUUUCCGUGAUUUGUACUAUCAACCCGAGCAAGGAUGCUAUUCCCGAAUCUACGAGUACCUUGCUCUUUGCUCAACGUAUCAAGAAGGUUCAGCUCCAUGCGAAGAAGAAAGAGGUCGUGGAUACGGAUGCGCUGCUUGAAAGAUACCGGAAGGAAAUCGAAGAGCUCAGACAACGACUCUCUGAACGUGAGGCAGAAGCUCCAGUUCGUUCUCGCAGGUUGUCUGCUCGUGAGCAACUUGACGAGUCAAGAGCCAUGCAUGAUCUUAAUGCCCGUAUCCGACAAUUGACCAAGUUGAUCCUGACAAGUCAGACGGUUGACGAGAACAAGGGAGAUGAAACUCGACCUUCGAGUCCUGCCAAGGUCGACUUUGAUAUGUCACCAUAUCAACUUCAACAGGAACUUUUGGCCGCGCGACGUGAGAUUGAAACGCAGUCAACACAGAUCCUCUCGCUCGAAGCAGCUAUAUUAGCUCGCCCUGUCCUACCUCCCGAUGCACCUGAGAGCGAGAAAGAUAAAUUGCUAGCGGAACAAACGAAGACCAUCAGGGAACUAGAGAUCGUCGUCAAAGGCUAUGAAGACAAUCUCGGUGAACCGUUGAGGAAGGUUCAAGAGGAUGUAGAGAGAGAAUGGGCUGUGAAGGUGGAGAGGGAGGUAAAGUUGAGGGAGGAGAAGGAAGCGUGGGCUGAUGAAUUAGUGAAGCAACUGGACAAAGAACGCAAGGCUCGUAUGAAGCUGGAGGAAGAACGACAAGCACUUGCUGCCUUCGUACAGAAAUUCGACGCCCUUGGCCUCGAGACGACUUUGCCAGUCCCACAAACGAAGCUGAACCCGCCUCUGCCCAUGCCUGGGGGCGCAGCUGCGGUUUUUGCUGAACGUCACAAACAUCGUAUUCAUCCCUUGGAUGCAAUUAUCGAGACCGAAUCUCCCAUUCGACUUGCACCCUUAUCGAUCGAACCCAGCUUACUUGAAGAGGAGUGGGAUGGUGUUGAAGACAUGAGUUUCGAGCUGGAGAAAGCGGGAAAGGUAAUGAAACUCGGAUCUCAGAGUCCUGUCCGGGAGGUCUUCGGGGACAAGGAGAACACUCCACCUUGACCACACUGAGGUCGAUUGUAUAAAUACCCAAGAAUUUUUCGGGUUUGGGUCGCAUACCCUCACUGCCUGUCGCAUGUUUCGCUAUGUCGUAUCGUUUCUUUUCUCGUAUUGCUUUGCUGCAUAUGUUCAUUUGUUGUAUUCACUUUGCGUAGCUCCAAGUUGUUUUCGGACUUUGAAAGUCUGAUACCAUCAUGCUACUGGAACAUAUUUCGGUUCCGGGUUGUAGCUGUGGAUAAGUACGGUGCCCAGUACAACUACUGACCUGAAGCAUACUUGGGAGAUAGAUAAUUGGGUGGUGGUGUGCGUCGAUCAUAAUGAAUUCGAACAUGACAAUGUACAAUUAAAGGUAGAACUUCAUUGUCACUAACGUUACUACGUGAACCUUCAGACCUCAAAGAUCGGCGUACUAAUGUACAUAUACUAUCUACUUUCAUUGUGGCGAUUAUGUCUCAGUUGAUGUCUUGGA